GCCAGUAGCUCCAAACGGCCAACAUCAUCAUCGCAUCGCAUCGCAUCGCCAUCGGUGGUUGAGCUCUGUGCUGUCGCGCGGCUGGUCGCUCUGUUCAUUUCGGCUCACGUGGUUCCGUGGUGCAACUAGCGUUAUUUUAUUCAUAGCGGGAAACCUACAACGUUGCAGUACUUGCAGUACCUACCUACUACUAGCGGGGCCUGCUUCAUUAUUAACGCGUGUGAAUGUGGGAAAAUUGACAAACUGCCCAGGAAACGUAGAAUAAGCCACCGAAUUGGGUCAGACAGGUUAUAGCAUAGCAGCUCGGUCGAGAGAAAGUAUCAAAAAAUUGAUCAAACGGCUCCUCGUCUGCAGUAGCAGCAGCAGCAGCAGUAGCAAGUCUGCCCCCACCUGGCCAGCAAUGCACUUCGGUUGGGCAUACGAUGGCGUUAACGGUUCCGUGCCAAGGAAUGUCGGUCCGGAAUGUGCCGAAUUCCUGCCAGCGAGUCGAAAGCUGUUGGAAACUUUAAUCCUUGUUCCGCUUUGCUUGCUGGCGAUUAAAAUUGCCGUGGCGCGAAUGAAACCAAUUACGUUCCGACGAAGUCGGCGAGUCGGUACCCCGCAGCACGCUGGAAGUCCGAUGGGGUAUCGAAGUAGCAGCAUCAGCCAUCUGGCAGCCAGUGCCGGCAGCCACAAUCUGCAGCAUCAUUAUCAACGGGUCGGUGGUGGCACCAUCACACACCAUCUGGAACCGGAUCAUCGGGAACUGCUAAUUCAGCAGCAUCAUCACCGGCGAUCCUCAUCGGUGGAAUACUGCAGCUGCCACCGGUGCAGUACUGCGGGUCCAAAUUCUGCCAGUUCCGCACUGGAUGGCGAGGCACCCAGUUUAGUGAAGCAAAUUCUGCUGAUAACCAUGACUCUGACGCUGGGCGUCGAAAUAGGCUUUAAAUUUGCAACUAGGACUGUUAUCUACAUUUUAAAUCCUUGUCAUGUUACCACGUUGAUGCAGAUUUAUCUACUAGCAUGUAAUAAGCCGAAGAAAAGUACUACGGGUCUAUUCCGGUUGCAGAUGAACUACCUGAACGGGCCGCUGUUAGCGUUUAUGUUUCCGGAAACCGACAGUCGGCAACUGCCGAUGGAAGCUGCCAUCUACUGGAUUCAACACGCGCUUAUGUGCAUCAUACCGAUCUACCUGUUAAGAACGGGAGGCGUCUACAAUAUGGAAGCCAUGAAUGAUUUCACUUGGAACACUAUAGGAUAUGCAGCGAUCAUCAUUUACCAUUUUGCCUUUCUGCAAAUUGUUGCCAUUCCCACGCAAGUCAACCUCAACCACAUGUUGUGCGCAGCGCUCAAGGAUCCCUUCGAUGGGCCCAACUACCGUUCGAUGGCCGUCCUCCACGAAGCCCUGCUCUGCACCAUCCUUUGCAAGUUGGUCACUUUCCUGUUUAACCCGGUGCCACCGCCCAUCAUCACCAAUCCGCCGUUCAUCAAAAACGGCGGCUCCAUCGCGGACCCGUCGGGACCCACUACGGUUACCUCUCCGCUGGUAACGGCCUCCGGCAGUGGCCCCCACCACUACGUGUCCCGCCCCUCGUCCCGACCGUCGUCCCGUUCAUCGUCGCCGGCCAAAUCGGUAUCGAUGCUCCAGGAAAACAAUAUUAUCAUCAAAACAAGCAAAAUUGACUAGUGGACCACCAUUCUCGUACGUUGGAUCGCCGCCUUUUCGGCUAGUUGAAGAUAGACCGUAAGUAAGUGCAGUGUAUAUAUGCCUGUUUUUCGCGCUGUAGAACGAUAGAAAACUCACAAUUAGGGUGCAAUAAAAAUUUAAAAGUGCUGUACUAACUAUCAUCGACGAACAAAAGUUGCUAUGGGAAAAUAUUGGAGCAAUGAAAGCUUAUAUUUUUAAACUUAUCUGGCGUUCGUUGAGAUUGUGAGAAUAACUGUGAAAUUGCAAAAUAAUCAUUCUUCUCCAUUUUUUUGAAAAUUGAUGGAGCCGCCUUGUUACUUAUGGAUUCGGAUGAUGAUCAUUGAGUUGUAC
Messenger RNA from Sabethes cyaneus, 2017 nucleotides. RefSeq lists its product as uncharacterized. NCBI's taxonomy places the organism in Eukaryota, Metazoa, Arthropoda, Insecta, Diptera, Culicidae. The coding region runs from base 401 to 1666 and encodes 421 amino acids. The transcript is spliced from 5 exons. The record is from RefSeq and is a predicted model, not a curated record.